This is a messenger RNA of Nannospalax galili (Upper Galilee mountains blind mole rat), 1949 nucleotides long. RefSeq names its product SRY-box transcription factor 11 (gene Sox11). The record is from RefSeq and is a predicted model, not a curated record. The coding region runs from base 70 to 1356 and encodes 428 amino acids. Lineage: Eukaryota; Metazoa; Chordata; Mammalia; Rodentia; Spalacidae. The transcript has a single exon. Gene Ontology annotation, biological process: negative regulation of transcription by RNA polymerase II; neuron differentiation; positive regulation of transcription by RNA polymerase II. Gene Ontology annotation, molecular function: DNA-binding transcription activator activity, RNA polymerase II-specific; RNA polymerase II cis-regulatory region sequence-specific DNA binding.
GGAGGGGGAGGGGGACCUGCUCAGGAGACCGAGUGGCCCGGGUUGGAGCGCCCAACCCCGCAGCGGACCAUGGUGCAGCAGGCGGAGAGCUUGGAAGCUGAGAGCAACCUGCCCCGGGAGGCGCUGGACACCGAGGAGGGCGAAUUCAUGGCUUGCAGCCCGGUGGCCCUGGACGAGAGCGACCCGGACUGGUGCAAGACGGCGUCGGGCCACAUCAAGCGGCCGAUGAACGCGUUCAUGGUAUGGUCCAAGAUCGAACGCAGAAAGAUCAUGGAGCAGUCUCCGGACAUGCACAACGCCGAGAUCUCCAAGAGGCUGGGCAAGCGAUGGAAGAUGCUGAAGGACAGUGAGAAGAUCCCGUUCAUCCGGGAGGCGGAGCGGCUGCGGCUCAAGCACAUGGCCGACUAUCCCGACUACAAGUACCGGCCGCGGAAAAAGCCCAAGAUGGACCCUUCGGCCAAGCCUAGCGCCAGCCAGAGCCCCGAGAAGAGCGCAGCGGGCGGCGCGGGCGCCAAGUCCUCCCGCAGCUCCAGCAAGAAGUGCGGCAAGCUCAAGGCGCCCGCGGCCGCGGCGGGCAAGGCGGGCUCCGGCAAGGCGCAGCCCGGGGACCUGGGCGCAGAUGACUUCGCGCUCGGCAGCCUGCGCGGCGGCGGCGCGGCGGGCGGCGCGGGGAAGACGGUCAAGUGCGUGUUCCUGGACGACGACGACGACGACGAUGAGGACGAGGACGAGCUGCAGCUGCGGAUCAAGCAGGAGGCGGAAGAAGACGACGACGAGCCUCCGCACCAGCACCUCCUGCAGCCUCCGGGCCAGCAGCCGCCGCAGCUGCUGAGACGCUACAACGUCGCCAAAGUGCCGGCCAGCCCGACGCUGAGCAGUGCGGCUGAGUCCCCCGAGGGCGCCAGUCUGUACGAUGAGGUGCGGGCCGGGGCCACCUCGGGCUCGGGCGGCGGCAGCCGGCUCUACUACAGCUUCAAGAACAUCACCAAGCAGCACCCGCCGGCGCUGGCUCAGCCCGCGCUAUCGCCCGCGUCCUCGCGCUCUGUGUCCACCUCGUCGUCCAGCGGCAGCAGCAGCAGCAGCAGCAGCGGCGGCGACGACGCCGACGAUCUGAUGUUCGACCUGAGCUUGAAUUUCUCCCAAAGCGCGCACAGCGCCUGCGAGCAGCCCUUGGGGGGCGGCGCGGCGGCGGGGAACCUGUCCCUGUCGCUGGUGGAUAAGGAUUUGGAUUCGUUCAGCGAGGGCAGCCUGGGCUCCCACUUCGAGUUCCCCGACUACUGCACGCCGGAGCUGAGCGAAAUGAUCGCGGGGGACUGGCUGGAGGCGAACUUCUCCGACCUGGUGUUCACGUAUUGAAAGGGGUGCCCGGCUCCUCGCUCUUUCUCUCAGCGGGCGCAGAACAGGGCUCCUUGGGAGAGAAGUCAUGGCGGUCAGGAUAAAGAGGAUGGUGUGGAUGAUGAUGGUAGUGGUGGUGGUAGGGGUGGAGGGGAGAGAAGAAGAUGCUGAUGAAAUAAGAUGUGACGCAAAGAAAUUGGAAAAGAUGAUGAAAAUUUUGGUGGAGUUAAAGUGGAUGAGCAGUUUUUAAACAUUUUUUCCUGUCCUAUUUUUGUCUCCCCACCCCUCCCUUUAUCGUGUCUCAAGGUAGUUGCACACCUAGUCUGCAGUUGUGAUUCCCCCACCCCCAAAAAUGUGUUUUUGUAAUUACUAUUUCUUUUUCCUGAAAUUCGUGAUUGCAACAGAGGCGGAGGGGACCGGGCGGGGGAGGGGAGGGAGGACCCGCUCCGGAAGGCGCUGUUUGAAGCUUGUCGCUCUUUGAAGUCUGAAAGACCUCUGCAGAGGACCCUUUUGGCAGCACAACGGUUUCUCUAGGGAGUUGGUGAUUUUUUUUUUUUUUUCCUUAAGAGAUCUUAAAGAACUGGUGAUUUUUUUUUUUAAAGCAAAAAAAAAAA